Molecule: messenger RNA, 2186 nt
Organism: Pocillopora verrucosa
Lineage: Eukaryota; Metazoa; Cnidaria; Anthozoa; Scleractinia; Pocilloporidae
Product: toll-interacting protein B
Biological process (GO): ubiquitin-dependent protein catabolic process
Cellular component (GO): cytoplasm
Molecular function (GO): ubiquitin binding; ubiquitin conjugating enzyme binding
Source: RefSeq, a predicted model, not a curated record
UUACAUCUAGAAGUCACGCAAAUAACUGCUUGACGUAACCCAGACAGUAAAGGUGAAAAGCAUCAUGGGACACUAGUUACUUCUCAAGAUGGCGGCCCAACCAAGUUCAGGGAAUGCGCGAGCUAAUGUGAUGACUGGUGAUUUACCAGAGGAUUUUUUGCGGCUUUCGCCAGCAGUAAACCAAGCACCUCCUCCUGCAGGACAGAUGGUUCCAGUCCAGCCUGUUACUUAUUACCAACCAACAGGGUUCAUGCAGCCAAUUCAGCCUCAACACAUAGGAAGAUUAAGCAUUACAGUACAACAGGCUAAGUUGGCUAAGAAUUAUGGCAUUACCCGCAUGGAUCCUUACUGUCGAAUUACGGUGGGAAACCAUGUGUUUGAAAGUCCAACAGCUCAUAAUGGUUCAACAAACCCUCGUUGGAACAAGUUGAUGUCAAUUCCCAUGCAAGAGGGUGUUAAGAAUGUGUAUGUGGAAAUUUUUGAUGAGCGUGCAUUUUCUGUGGAUGAGCGGAUUGCCUGGGGUCUGGUUGCGAUUAAAGAUUCAGUGUUUUCAGGAGAAACCUUAGAGGAUUGGUAUUCCCUUAGUGGAAAGCAAGGAGAAGACAAGGAAGGAAUGAUCAAUUUGGUUUUUUCAUACAGGCAAGUAUCAGCUCCCCCACCACAAGCGAUGAUGUAUCCUAGCAUGCCAGUUACUAAUGUACCAGUCAUGAUGGUGCCUCAGCCAGUUGUGCCAGGUACUCAAGUCCUUUAUCCAGGAGGAUAUGGUCCUGGUCAGCCUGUUCCAACUGGUCCACAGCAACAUCAACAGCAACCACGUCAGCUUAAUCAGCAGGAUAUAACAGGCUUAAAAGAUAUGUUCCCCAGCAUGGAAGAGGGUGUUAUACGAUCUGUGCUAGAGGCAUGUAGGGGAGAUGUUAAUGCAGCAACAACUCAUUUGUUGGGAAUGACGUCAGACUCUUGAAUAAUGCAGCUACUCAAUGAACACACUAAUGAGCUGGAGUAUUAUUGAUAAGUCUGAAUUUCAGAUGAACUCUGAAUAGCAUAAUAUUGGCAAUUAGACCCAAAAUCUAGUAAACAGCCUUCAAGGGAGAGUCUCAGUGUAAGAAAGAGAUAGGGAUGUUCCCCAGAAAUUUUGAGUUUUAGAAAACUCAAAGUAGGUCAAUUGUCCCAGUUCUGUUCGACUCAAAAGAUAAAACUUAAGGGGUGAAAUGGCAAUUGGCUGAAAGCAGUAAAUUCUUCCAAAUGAAGUGCAACUCGAAAACUGUUUGCCAUUGUUUUUCUUUUUUUAUUGAGCUAUCAUUAAUGAUAUGAUGGCAGCUGAAUAUAUCAGUGUUUCAUCCUGAACAACAAAAGCUGUAAGUGUGAACAAACUCUGAGAUUUGAAGCCCUGAGCAAGCAAAAGAGCAUCCUUAUUUCUUUCAUAUGAGAGACCCCCCCUUGGGUUGAGGAAUUUGUAGCCAUCUUAAUGUAAAGUUAAAGCAAAGACAGGUGUUAUCUCCAAAAAUGCUCAUUGUGGUCUCAUGUGUGUGUCAAUUUCAGAUUAGCAUAGGAAUAAUUUCCUUUCACUAAUUCCCUUGCAAAUCAUUGAGAGUGUGGAUUUAUAGCAAAGAAAGAUAGUGAAUGUAAAGUGCUCCAUCAUCUGAACCUCCCAUAUUACACUAGUAAUGAAAACUCCAUACCUUUGGCUCAUACUUAGUCUAAGAUAAAUGACACAAAAAAGUUUGACACAAGACAAAUCAAUGAUGCUUUUUAAAAAACACUUUUUAAGAUUUAAAGUUUCUUUUAUCUGAAUGUUGAUAACUUCACUAGUUUUUUGGAGAAAAGUCUGCUCUAACACACCACAACUAAGACUAAGUGCCUCAGAAACAAAACUCUGACUGAUCAAACUUUAACAUCAAGUGAUGUCUACCGAAAAAAGUACUAGAAAUAUAUUUAAAAUCUCAACAUAAAUGCAAUCAACAAUAUAAUUUUUUUUAAAUAGUUGAAAAUGGAAAGCCCUUGUGAUGAGGCAUUGCUUGAUAAGAGCAGUGCUUUUCUCUACUCUAGAAAAACAAAUAAUAUUAGAUGGUUGUGAAAAGUGAUUAUUGCAAAGAGGAAUAACUUGUAAAUAUAGAUCUGUGACCGUUGAUAUCAUUAUCAGUAGAAAAAGUUGCUAAUCAAGAGAAAAAAUGAUGAAAAAAAAAGGA